This is a messenger RNA of Andrographis paniculata, 1119 nucleotides long. Its product is annotated as protein trichome birefringence-like 38. The coding region runs from base 1 to 1119 and encodes 372 amino acids. NCBI's taxonomy places the organism in Eukaryota, Viridiplantae, Streptophyta, Magnoliopsida, Lamiales, Acanthaceae. Gene Ontology annotation, molecular function: O-acetyltransferase activity. Gene Ontology annotation, cellular component: Golgi apparatus. The record is from RefSeq and is a predicted model, not a curated record. The transcript has 5 exons.
AUGGAAAACCUUGGUAUCUCCAUUUCCAUGGCUGUAUUAUUAUUGAUCUUCCAUAUGACAACAUUAACAUCAUCAGUUGCAAGUCGACGAGAAUUUAUUCCGGAAUCGAAGCUAGGUCAAUGCAAUUUUUAUGAUGGCGAGUGGGUCUACGACAAAUCCCUCCCUCUUUACGAUUCAUCAAAAUGCUCGUUGUUGAUCCCCAAAGAGUUCGACUGCCUCAAGAACGGUAGACCUGAUCGCGAGUUUCUUAAGUAUAGAUGGCAACCCAAGGAUUGCUACUUACCUCAAUUCGACGGAGUUGAUUUCUUGGGAAGAAUAAAAGGCAAAAAGAUGUUGUUUGUUGGGGAUUCUUUGAGUGAAAAUCAAUGGGGAUCACUUACUUGCUUACUCAAGUCGGCUAUCGGCGAGAGGUCGCAGAUUAUUCAGUCGAGGAUCGACAAUACCUCAACCGUCACUUUUCAAGAAUACAAUUCGUCCGUGAACUACUUUUCCUCGCAAUAUCUCGUGGACAUUGAAAACACAACAUCCGGUCGUACGUUAAACCUCGAUUCUAUCAAAGAUGGAGAGAUAUGGAGGCAAUACGAUGUCUUGAUUUUCAACACUUGGCAUUGGUGGUAUCGUAGCAAAGGGCCGAAAGAAUUGUGGGACGUCAUUAAAGAUGAUGGCAAGAUUGUGCAAGACAUGAAUCGUAUGGAUGCAUUUCGCAAAGCGCUUACAACAUGGGCAAAUUGGGUUAGUUCGAUCUCGGUGAAGCCUACUACUAAAGUGCUCUUCCAAGGGAUCUCUCCAUCUCAUUACAAUGGGAAAGAUUGGAACACUCCGGGGGUUACUUGCGAGAAGGAAAUGACGCCCCUGAAAGGUUCAAUAUACCCGAGCGGCGAGCCUUUAGAGUCCAAAGUGUUGAAAGAAGUCCUCAACACGAAAAUCUCAUCUAAAAAACCCGUGCAUCUACUCGAUAUAACAUUACUCUCACAAUUGAGGAAAGACGGGCACCCGACCAAAUACAAUAAAUAUGGCAGCGAUUGUACACAUUGGUGCAUCCCCGGCGUGGUCGAUACUUGGAACCAUCUUCUCUAUACACACAUUGUUCAAGAAGGUGAUCGUCAAGGGACCAAAUGA